AACUCCAUAAAAUCAAAAGAAACCCGCUGCCGCGUUGCCAUAGCUGCUACCGAACUCAAAACUGCCCGGAAAACAACUUAGCUCCGUCACCAUUACUACCCAUACGGAUGGGGAAGUUGGGUAAGAAAGCGAGGAAGUUUGCAAAAAAGAAUUUACAAUCAGUUUUGAGAAACCAAAGAAAAUUAAAAUCGAAGUUCAAAAGAAAAGCUUCCAAAGGAGAUAGUCACGAGGAUGUUGAAGAAAUUCAACCGAGUGAUGUAACGAAUCCUUCAAAUACCGUUGCUGCAGAGAUUCAAGAUAUUUCACUUGAUGCUUUGUUUAGUGAAGAUGAUAGUGAGGUGCUUGUAGAAGAGGAUUCAGACAGUGAUGGAUAUCUUUCAGACGUUUCAAUGGACUCAAGUUGUGCACAUGCUAUUGGAAGUGAUGAUGAAAAUGAAAAUGAUAUUAAGAAUAGCAAUGGUGGUAGUUCAUUAUCAGCGGAAAAUGGGGAAAUUUUUGCACAACUUUUGAAGAAAGAAAAGAGGUUGAACAAAUUGAAAGAAAAGGAUCCAAGAUUUUCUAAAUUUUUGAAAAAAUAUGAUGUGGGCACUGGACAAGCUACCAACGAAGAAAUUGGUUCAGAUGACGAAAGAUUAGAUGAAGUGGAAAAAAUUCAUGGUGCUAAUGUAAGUACUCGGAUGGGUAAAAUGUUGACAAGUGCAUCCGUUGAUUCUUUGUCUAAACUGGUCAAAGAACAACAAAGUCUGUCUUCCCUUACUUGUCUCAUAAAUGCUUAUAGGGCGGCAUGCCACAGUGAUUUUGAAGCAACCAGUGUAAGCGGUUGUGUCAUAUCCCAUGGCAUUCAUAAGAGUGAAAAUUUCAGCACAUUAUUAAUGUUUAUGCUGCAUGAGGCUGAUCCUAUAUUUAGGAUGUUACUGGGAAUACCAAGCUCAAGUUCAAAGAAGGAAGCUGUUUUGGAUCUAAAGAAAUCAGCGAAAUGGUUAUCUCUUAGACCACUUAUUAAGUCAUACUUAAGGAGUACCAUAUUUCUCUUGAACCAGAUCAGUGACUCAGAGAUAUUAGCCUUCUCAAUAAGCCGACUCAGAGCUUCAAUAAUUUUUCUGACUGCGUUUCCAUCUUUACUGAACAAGCUUCUUAAGAUUUUUGUUGAUCUCUGGGCAACAGGUGAUAGGUCUUUGUCCUCACACUCCUUUCUUAUCAUACGAGAUAUAGCUUCUAUGUGCAGCUCUAAUUGGUUAGACAUCUGCUUUGUCAAAACAUAUAAGGCCUUCAUCGAUCGCUCUCCAUCUGAACAUACACAUUUUCUAAGGAAUUCCUUUGUGGAGCUAUGCUGUUUAGAUGUGCUGAAGUCAUCAAAUAAAGCAAUGAUAUGCACAAGGCGUCUUGGUGACAUAUUGCUGAAGGGGUGGCAAACAAAAAAGAAGGAGGUGGUUAAGAAAAUUUGUAGUUGGCAGUUCAUCAAUUGCAUUGAUCUCUGGGUUACAUUUAUAUCAGAAAACAUACGUGACUAUGAUCUUCAGCCAUUGCUUUAUAUGAUUGCUCAAAUUAUAAAUGGUGUUGCUCUCCUCUUUCCUGGGCCUAGAUAUUUGCCUCUGAGACUCAGAUGUAUCCAAUGGCUUAAUCAACUUGCUGGUUCUAGUGGGAUUUUCAUCCCUGUUACAUCAUUAGUGUUGGAUUUUCUAGAAUACAAUAUUACCAAGGAUGGUGGGAAACCUGGCAAUGUGUUUGAACCUUUGUCUACCAUAAAGCUUCCAAAGCAUUGGUUAAAAUCACGUGAAUUCCAAGAAGAGUGUGUCUCAUCUACCAUUGAACUUCUUUCUGAGCACUUUUCACAAUGGAGCUACCAUAUAUCUUUUCCCGAGCUGGCCACAGCUCCACUUAUCUACCUUAAGAAGAUAGUUGAGAGGACUUCUAUUGAGAGUUGCAGACGAGUUAUCAAGCGUUUCAUUGAUCAGGUUGAGAUGAAUAUUGAUUUUGUGCAAAAGAGAAGAGAUGAUGCUCCUUUCUCACCAAAGGAUCAGCUGAAUGUCGAAUCAUUUCUUCAGGCUGAGAAACGUAGUGGUAAUAAUCCAUUUACCCAAUACUACAAAAGCAUCAUACGCAAGGCUGCUUCAAGGAAAAUGGUUACAAAUAGGAAGUCUUUGGGCAAAGGGAAGAAGAAGCAGAAGAAGAAAACGCAGCAUUCAAAUGGCAAUGCAACUGAUUCUUGAAAGAAUUAACGUUUCUUGCUUUCAUGAAUUGGUUCUACUACUUUCUUGUCCAAUUUGUUGUACCCUACUUUAGGUUUUAAAAUUUAACGGCGUCGAAGACGAAUUUAGCUUCAUUCAUUGGACCUGAGAAGCUUCAAUUUUGAAAUAUUUAUUCUAGAGUAAGCCCCUUAGGGUUUUAAAGGAAAUGUAAUGCAAGAGGAUAAAAUUUUUGCUAAUGUCAAGGUGACAAAUGGGUUCAAAUUAUAUAGCAGGAUGUUUGCAUUACCCUCA
Messenger RNA from Cicer arietinum (chickpea), 2480 nucleotides. Its product is annotated as protein REBELOTE. Gene Ontology annotation, cellular component: Noc2p-Noc3p complex; nucleoplasm; nucleolus. Lineage: Eukaryota; Viridiplantae; Streptophyta; Magnoliopsida; Fabales; Fabaceae. Gene Ontology annotation, biological process: ribosomal large subunit biogenesis. The record is from RefSeq and is a predicted model, not a curated record.